Drosophila takahashii is the source of this 2625-nucleotide messenger RNA. The record is from RefSeq and is a predicted model, not a curated record. Lineage: Eukaryota; Metazoa; Arthropoda; Insecta; Diptera; Drosophilidae.
AUGAGUACCACGAAUAUUCUAUUUAAGCGCAGUUUGGCUGGCCAGCAAAUGAGGCAUAAGAAGCUUUACAAUAACCUGACUCAUAUUUUGGGAAGAUGCGAGGACCUUCCCCAGAGGACGCAAAGCGAUGACUCCCUGACCCGCAUACAUUUCAAUCCCACAGAUGCUUCGUCCGCCGAUCCGGUGACCAACUGGGCGGAUUUUAGCCGCCUACCUGCGGGAGCAGCUUGCAGCUGUCGUUCCAUUUCGGGUCGCUCGGUGCCCGCGGGCUGCCAGCAUCGUCCUUUGACCAUCAUCUCGGAAUCAACUCAAACCGCCUCCACCCAGGAAAUGUCCACCCAAACAGGAAUCCAAGUGGAUGCCAAUGAGGAGAUACUGGAUUGCAAGUUCAGUGAAGAUAAAUCCACCCAAUCUGCGCUAAAUAUGCAAGAUGCCGAGACUCAAUCGAUGUUAGAUUCGCCAAAAAAUAUCAACAAUAGUCAAACUCAAACGGAAAUGAUUGUGCUAGAAAAAUCUGAAAAAGCUGUUCUUAAAUCGGAAACACUUGAGAACGAUAAGUCCGAUUAUGAUGAUGUAAAACCCCCAAAAUCGAAUUCUUCAUUGCGAAAAUGUUUCUUUAGGCGCCCUGUAAUCGUGGUAAAUGGGGGAACAUUUAUACCCUCCGAUUUCGCAAAUAAAGUGCAUCAAGAUAGAGCGAAGCACCCACACUCUCCAUUUUUAGUUACUUUGCAAAAAGAGGAUAAGGAGACACAAUAUGAAGGACCUUUCGCAUCAGAAGAAAAUCAUUUGAAUCACAGAACUAAUGGACCUUCAACCUGCAUAAAAAUUCUUGAUAGAGUAGAGGAACUAGAAACAAUGCUAAGGAGACAAGAGCGAUCUCUGAAAGAUCUGCAAGGCUCUGUGAGAUCAUGGAAUGAAAAAGAAUGUAAACCCUCUGAUUGCAGAAUCAUAUUUCAAGCUCAACCGAAGAAUUGCCAAUUGCCAGGAAAACCAGCUACCUUUGAUCAGGCGACUCAGAAGAAAGAUGAAGACGAUUGCCAGUGCAGGAGUUUGUCCAAAGAAUUUAUUCAGAUUUUUAUAAAGCCGGAAUCAGCAAAUCAAACCAAAAAAUCUAAUAAUAAUGGAUGUGGAGCUAGUUCCCCAAAUAAUGCAAAUUCUGGGAAGAGUAUUACAAUGCCCAGUGUCUCAAAGAGUUGUAAGGAUGAUAAAGAGGAAAAUUCUAGGAAAAAUAACAAGAAGCCAAUAGAUACACAGUGCUUAGAAGAUGCGGAUAAUUUUCUGGAGCAAUUCAAUCGUGUUUUUGCCAAAUCCAAAAGUGAAGAAACCAUUUGUGGUGAAACAAAGAAGAUCCAAAGACCCAUUUCUCCUUGUUGUUCGAAAGAAAAUGUAAAGGAAAACACCUUAAAUACAAGAAAGGUUUCUUCCACAUCUUGUUUGGAUACUAAGAAAACCUUAAAACAUUCGGUAUCAAACCAAACCGAGGAAAAGGAAGUCUACAAGUCCUUGAUCGAGCAAUUCGUAAAUCUUUUCGCCAAAUCCAAGACGUGUGAGAAUAAACAAGCACAGAAAGCGGAACCAGAGAGCUACUCCUUUGAUGGAAUAAUGGCGGAAUUAUUAAAAUUAUUUACGAAACCCAAGGGCGUGGAGCCAGGUGCUCUCAAGGAUGAGGAGAGGCCCAAAAAGGUCACCAUAUCGGAAAAGGAAACGGUUUUGGGGGCCGAACAGAAGCCAAACUGCAGUUGCUCGAAAGCCCAACGCAGUGUUAAAUCCAUCUCAACGCAAUCUGAUCUUAAAAUGUCGGAUAUGGAUAUGGAUGCUAGAAAUCGGGUUAGAAGACCCUGUGAAUUGGAUAGGAAUUCCACGAUAAGUGGGCUUUUUGCCUCGAAUGUAUCCAUAAAGGAAUCCCAGCGCAGGGAUCCCUUACCAUGUAGAUGUCAAUUUUGUGGCGAUGGCAGUCAGCCUGUUCUAGAUUCUUUGCUCAGCGAACUAUUCCAAUUGAUUGGUCCCAGAUCUUUUACCGAUGUGGUUCUGACCAUCCUGCGGCAUCAGGAAAAUGUCUAUCAUAUCAACGUUCGUGAAAUGGCGACCGGAAAUGUACUGGGCUGCAUUCUGGGCAACGGAACGGCGAUCAAUGAAGCCAUCGCCCUGGGCCUCUUCGAGGAUAUCCACACAUUCUGUGAGCUGGACAGGCGCAGGGAGCACGAUCCCAGGGACUGUCCACUGGGCCUGGACGCCCUUUGUCCACGAGAGCGUGGCGGUGAGAUGCUGCCGGAUGAAAGUGUCGACAAGGAGAGGGCCAUCGAGUUUUCCAUCCGAGUACUGGGUGUUCCCGCUGGGCAAGCCGGUCGCUUCUUCUCCCUGACCAACGCCCUUAAAUUAGCCAGGAAAUCAAACUAUCACAGCUUUGGUCGUGGUCGUCCUGGGAGAAGAGGACGCAUUGGCCGAGGAGCAGUCACCGGACAAUUGGUUUACUUGGGCAGUGAUGAUCAUUUGCCGGUUAAGGAUUGGAGCGAACCGAGCAGGACAUCUAGCUUAUUCCUUCGUAUAGUUUCUGGUCAGGAUAAUGACGCUCAAGAAGAUGAAUCUAAGGUUGUUGAGUACCAUUCAACUCGCCAUAGCUUGUGA